AUGGCAAUGCAUGAGCAAUGGAUGGCUAAGCAUGGGCGUAUAUAUAAAAGUUCUGAGGAUAAAGAAUAUCGUCUUAAGAUAUUCGCAGAAAACCUAGACUUCAUAAGGUCCUUCAAUAACAACGGUACGCGGUCUUACAAGCUAGCCAUCAAUAGGUUUGCAGAAAUGACCAACGAAGAGUUCAAGGCUUUUCAAACCGGAUUUUCAAAGCCAUUAGAAGCACCAGAUAAUUCAUCAUUUCGAUAUGCAAAUGUGACUGAUGUUCCUCCUAGCAUGGACUGGAGAAGCAAAGGUGCUGUUUCUCCUAUCAAGAAUCAAGGAAGAUGUGGAUCAUGCUGGGCGUUCGCCGCAGUGGCGGCAAUAGAAGGCAUUAUCCAAAUCAAAGAAAAUAUAUUGGUCUCACUCUCUGAACAAGAGAUUCUUGCCUGUGAUCAAGGAAACAAUGGCUGCGCAGGAGGAUUCGCCUAUGAAGCAUUCAAGUAUGUACUCGACAAUGGAGGUCUUAUUACAGAAGAUGACUAUCCUUAUGAAAAAGCUAAUGGCACUUGCAAAACUGUGAAAGGAGGAGAAGGGGGUUCAAAUUAUAAAGCUAAGAUUAAUGGUCGUGAGAGAGUUCCUGCCAAUAAUGAGAGUGAACUUGUCAAGGCUGUGGUCAAUCAACCAGUUGUUUUCGCCAUUGAUUCAACUGGACGUAAUUUCCAGUUUUAUGCUGGAGGAAUAUUCACUGGUGGAUGUGGAACUGUGUUAGACCAUGAAGUCACUGCUGUUGGUUAUGGAGAGGAUGAAUAUGGAACUAAGUUUUGGAUUCUGAAAAAUUCAUGGGGAAUCGGAUGGGGAGAGAUGGGGUACAUGAGAUUGCUGCGCAAUGUUAAGCCUCAAGAAGGAUUGUGUGGCAUUGCAAUGGAUCCCUCUUUCCCAACCAUAUGA
This is a messenger RNA of Dioscorea cayenensis subsp. rotundata (Guinea yam), 927 nucleotides long. Its product is annotated as senescence-specific cysteine protease SAG39-like. The transcript is spliced from 2 exons. The coding region runs from base 1 to 927 and encodes 308 amino acids. NCBI's taxonomy places the organism in Eukaryota, Viridiplantae, Streptophyta, Magnoliopsida, Dioscoreales, Dioscoreaceae. Gene Ontology annotation, cellular component: lysosome. Gene Ontology annotation, molecular function: cysteine-type endopeptidase activity. The record is from RefSeq and is a predicted model, not a curated record.